AUGGUGUUGCUUUUGUUGUCAGUAUAUCUUCUUGGGGCUUUUACAGUAAUUGCAAUGGAAGCAGCGGGACUGUGGAUUUUGAUUCGUCUAAUAAAUCAGAGAGUUGCGAAAGAACAAGGGAAAGAGAAGGAUUCAGCUUCGGCGGGCGACCUCAAUCCGACUUUACACAACAUUCAGGGGGAUAUAUGGGUUCUAGAACCGGAAAAGGUUCCGAAACCCGGGCUUUUGGACAAGGCGCCUAAGGAGCAAAAGAGGAAAAAUGAAUUUUUGGAGGUUAUACCUGUCCAGAGAUAUGCAAAAAUUAAGGAUCACCGUCUUAUCCUAACUGAGACAGAUGGUUCACAUAUAGAGAUUUCACUCAAGGGAUGCACAAUAGCAGCUGUAUCAGCAACAAGCUUGUCCUCAAGAAAAUGGGCGAAAAGAUAUCCUAUAAUAGUGGAGAGUGAAGGUUCAGUAAUAUAUAAGGGAAGUAAAACAAUUUACAUAUAUCUUGAGACGUCUUGGGAGAAGGAGUCCUGGUGUAAAGCCCUCCGCCUUGCUUCCUGCGAUGAAGAAAAGCUUAAGUGGUUCACCAAGUUGAAAAUAGAGUUUCACAAUUACCUGACAUCACUGAAUGCAGGAUAUCCUUCUUUUAUGAAACCCUCCAGGGUUUUCAGUGCUAAACCACUUGAUAAGCCUAUUAAGAUUGAUGGUUCAUCAAAGGUUCGCCAGUUCCUCAAGAAAAUUGCAAAGAAGGCUUCUAUAAGUGGAGUAGAUUAUAUAGCAAGUGGAAAUUCAACUUCAGGCCGUGAUGAAAGAAAGUUGGGUGAGAAGUCUCGUUCAUUCCAAGACUCAGUUCUGGCUCCUGGCUUAGUGAAAUUGGCCCCAACAGGAAAGCUUUCUAGUGUUUCUUCUGAGAACUCUAGGGGGGCAUCAUCAACAUCAUCUUCUACUGAGCCAGGAAGCAGAGUUCAUAUUUCUGGAAUAUCUGAUGUGGAACCUAAUCUCAGGAAUUCUAGUGAUGAUGGAACACUUUGUUUGAAUUUGUUAAUAUCACGAUUGUUCUUUGACACCAAAAGAAAUUUGCAGAUUAGGAACUCAAUCAAAAAUCGAAUUCAGAUAACAUUAUCCAACAUGCGAAGACCUAAUUACCUCGGUGAAGUCACGUGUACUUCUGUAGAUCCUGGUAGUCUGCCUCUACAUAUUCUUGCAAUGAGGGUCAUUCCCUGCGAUACGAAUGAGCUGUUGGCCUUGGAAGUUGAUGUAGAGUAUUCUGGUGGCAUGAUUUUGGAAAUUGAAACAAGGCUCAAAAUUCGAGAGCUGGAACUUGAAGGAGAGCAAACUAGCUCGAACUCGAGCACUGUUGGUGAGGUCACCUCUGAUCUACUGGAAGGUAUUGAAUAUUUUGGGAAACAAUCGAAGCUUUCUGAAGAGACAACUGAUGGAGUAGAGCAAAAAGAUGAAGGAGAUCACAUCAUGGAUGAGAUUAGAGACUCCAAAAGCACUACACCUGCAUCAUCUCAAGUGCCUAGGUGGAAGUCUGUAAUACAUUCCAUAACCAAACAGGUUCAACAGGUUCCUAUCUCUUUGGGGGUGAGGGUUUCUUCUCUUCAUGGAACGAUGAGGAUCUAUGUAAAGGGUCCACCUUCUGAUCAGAUAUGGUUUGGAUUCACAUCCAUGCCCAAUAUUGAAUUUAAUUUGGAGUCUUUUGUUGGGGACAACAAAAUUACAAGUGGGCGUGUUGCUUUGUUCUUGAUCGGUCGAUUUAAGACAGCAAUUCGUGAAACUUUGGUACUUCCAAACUGUGAAAGUGUUUGCAUUCCUUGGAUGUUAGCGGAGAAGGAUGACUGGGUCCCCAGGAAUGUCGCUCCGUUUAUGUGGUAUAAUCAAGAUAAAUCCAGUAGCUCUACCACAAAACAAGAAGCACCCAGUCUCCAACCUGGGGAUGAGAGAUCAAAGUGUGUUGGCCAUGCUGCAGAAUCAACAAAUCAAUCCUUGGGCUCAAGUCACGUGGAUUCGUCAACUUCCAAUAGCCAUUCUUUCCAAGAUCAACUUAGAGCCCCUUUGUUAGACAAGGGAACCCCACAAGAAAUUGCGCCUAGAAGCCCAGAGGAAAAAUCGAAUAUACACCCACUGCAAUCUCAAUCAAUAAUCAUUUCAGAGGGACAGAAUGAUACUUCAGAAGAAGAUGAUUCUAGUAGAUCUAGGAGGAUUGGGAGGAGAGAACGAAUGCUAGGGUUGGGUAAGAAGAUGGGGGAAAAGCUCGAAGUCAAGAGGCGUCACAUUGAAGAGAAAGGAAGAAGUUUUGUUGACAGGAUGAAGGGAACAUAG
Messenger RNA from Fraxinus pennsylvanica, 2310 nucleotides. Lineage: Eukaryota; Viridiplantae; Streptophyta; Magnoliopsida; Lamiales; Oleaceae. The record is from the annotation of a GenBank genome assembly.